GGCGAAGGGGUGGAUAUCUGGCUUGAUGAAACAACAAAACCAACAAGGAGGAGCUGUCUUUGCUUCUGUUGUUGCCAUAUAAAUAGCACCACAGAAUCCUGUGAUGGGAUAAGGAGGUAAUAACGAGUUAAAGAGACCAAAAAAGAUCUUGUGCAGUGAGGAUGGUUCUGUCAACUCAGAUUUCCAGGCUGGAUGGCAUCCCACUUGCCGCCUCCGUGGAUGAUGAGCAGCAGGUGGAUGCGUUGUCCGAGGCAAAAUCGCAAGCCAAACUGAUAUCCCGUCAAUUGAAUCGGAACUCAGAACCGCAAGCUACUAUUGAAUGCGGACAAUGCAACCUUCAUUAUAUCAUCAAAGAUGGUGUUUGCUUCCUCUGCAUUGCGGACCGAUCAUACCCUCGCAAACUUGCAUUUAGCUAUCUUGGCGACUUAGCCAACGAAUUCACAACCACAUAUCCAACUUCGCAAUAUCUCUCCACCAAUCUACGUCCAUACGCCUUCGUUGAAUUCGAUAGUUUCAUCAAGCGAACAGUGAAGACGUACCAAGAUAGCCGUGCGCCCCAGAAUUUGGAUAAGCUGAAUGAUGAACUACGAGACGUGACAAAAUACAUGGUUAAGAAUGUCGAAGACCUCCUAUACCGGGGCGACAGCUUGGAGCGGAUGGGCGAGAUGUCCGGGAGAUUGAGGGAUGACAGUCUGAAAUACCGCAAGGCAGCGGUGCGGAUAAACUGGGAGUUGCUUGUAAAACAGUAUGGGCCCUUUGCGGCGGUCGGUUUCGUUAUGCUUGUUUUAAUCUUCUGGCGGUUUCUCUAAAUAGGGCUUUGUUUU
Molecule: messenger RNA, 824 nt
Organism: Histoplasma capsulatum G186AR
Lineage: Eukaryota; Fungi; Ascomycota; Eurotiomycetes; Onygenales; Ajellomycetaceae
Product: protein transporter sec22
Exons: 5
Coding region: 162-809 (215 amino acids)
Biological process (GO): endoplasmic reticulum to Golgi vesicle-mediated transport; vesicle fusion with Golgi apparatus; retrograde vesicle-mediated transport, Golgi to endoplasmic reticulum
Cellular component (GO): endoplasmic reticulum-Golgi intermediate compartment; ER to Golgi transport vesicle membrane; Golgi membrane
Molecular function (GO): SNAP receptor activity
Source: RefSeq, a predicted model, not a curated record